UCUCGUCACGGACAGCACGCUCGUUUUUUCCGCGAAGCUCUAGCUCGAUCAGGGGCCAAACGCGAGGGGGAUCGUACCCCCCCCCCCCCCUUGUGCCGUCGAACGACGCAAAAUGGCCUGUGUUCGUUUAUUUCAAGUUUGACCUUCACUGUAAAUGUCUCUUUGAACACAGCACGAGAAUCGGUAGCUGAAUUACUGAGAAAACUGGUUAACGCACAUUGAUAUCACAGACGAUCAACUUUUAUCAAAAAUAUUUUUACCUGGAUCCUAGUUCCCAGACUCUCAACUCGUAUUUGUCUAUAUUUACAAUUCUACAGGUAUAGACGACUUGUCAGGAAUUAUAACUCAACUAAUAACUAAAUCCUAGGUAGCUACAAUUUCCCACAUUUACAUGCUCUAUUUGGCACCUGUCACUGAUUACUGAGCAGUCAUGGCAAACAGCGUGAAGGCUCUGAUUCUCUUAGCAUUUUCUGGUGCUCUUGGGAUCAUGUUCAUGGUGCUGGCCUGCGCACUGCCACAGUACAACAACUGGUGGCCGUUCUUUGUCAUCGUGUUCUACAUGCUGGCGCCGCUGCCGUACACCAUCGCGCGCCGGUACGCCGAGGACUCGGGCGCCGGCAACGCGUGCACGGAGCUGGCCGUUUUCCUCACUGCCGGUAUCGUCAUCUCAGCGUUCGGCCUGCCCAUCGUACUUGCGCACGCGCCCGUCGACGGUCCGGUCAUCGAGUGGGGCGCCUGUGCCCUCGUCUUCACAGGAAACAUCAUCAUGUUUCUGACAAUCCUGGGCUUUUUCGUGGCAUUCGACAGUGAGGGGGACUCGUGGAACUACUUCUAAAUCGUCGGAAGAUUUGGUUGUGGAUCGGCAACGGUACUUUAAAGUUACUCGGUUGGAGCUGCUACGGCGAGCGUUGUUGUGUUCUGGGCAGUGCAAGCCUAACUAUAUACCUACCGUAUAAUUGAUCCUCCCCUGUCAAUUGUUUUUGGCUCGGGUGUGACUGGAAGUUGGCACCUUAUAACUUGAAGCGUUUAUCGUGCACGUCAACCAGCGAUUGGUGAAUCCACUUGUUUUAAUCUCAUCCUCGUUUCACUGUUCUGUUGGCCUAUUUUACCAUUGAUUGGCCUGGUAACUUAGCCAUCCGUUGUGUCGUUACCCUGUAAAUAUUAGAUAUAGACUCGGGGGGGACAGCGUGUCCCUUGUGAUAAACUAAUGGGCCCCAUUGAGUUCGAGCGGUCGUGGAUGUGAGUGAGAUAUCACAUGUUUAGUGUGUAUUCUGUAUGUGGCCGCGAUUCCGCCACUGAUAAGGUGUUCAACGAGCGAGGACCGUGAUUCCGGAACAGCCUGGUGUCCGCCGCGGACAGUACUUGCCGUACCUUAUCACACCCGUGCCAAAAACAGGCCAAUCAUCGCUUGUCUUCAGACCUGGAGGCUUUGGCUGCCCUGUGCACGAAAUGCACGUAAUAUUCGCCGGGUAAUACGAGGCUCGAUAUUGUGAUUUGGUGACAUUAGAUGUGGCGAAUAGGUAUUACAUUAGAUAAAGUGCGUUAAUAACUAAUAUCCGGUUGUGUAACUCGUCAUGUAUCUGUGUAUAAGAAGCAUCCCUGCACUGCCCGUGUGAGAACAUACUCUUCGGGCGCUCGCCGCUACAACGAUCUCGCGCUCGCAGCCGGUGGCGGUCGGCGCUCCCUGUGGUGGGCACGGUGCGACGGUGUGACUGUAGGCAUCACUCGGUGGUGGAUUGUCCGCCACUUCAUAACCAAUGGUGAACAAUAUAAACCGUACCUGGCUCUAUCGA
This is a messenger RNA of Amphibalanus amphitrite, 1793 nucleotides long. Its product is annotated as leptin receptor overlapping transcript-like 1. The record is from RefSeq and is a predicted model, not a curated record. NCBI's taxonomy places the organism in Eukaryota, Metazoa, Arthropoda, Thecostraca, Balanomorpha, Balanidae. Bases 431 to 835 code for a protein of 134 amino acids. Gene Ontology annotation, cellular component: endosome. The transcript has 2 exons. Gene Ontology annotation, biological process: late endosome to vacuole transport via multivesicular body sorting pathway.